Messenger RNA from Didymella exigua CBS 183.55, 1979 nucleotides. RefSeq names its product MFS general substrate transporter. Gene Ontology annotation, cellular component: membrane. Gene Ontology annotation, molecular function: transmembrane transporter activity. Gene Ontology annotation, biological process: transmembrane transport. Lineage: Eukaryota; Fungi; Ascomycota; Dothideomycetes; Pleosporales; Didymellaceae. The coding region runs from base 6 to 1538 and encodes 510 amino acids. The transcript is spliced from 5 exons. The record is from RefSeq and is a predicted model, not a curated record.
CAAAGAUGACUUUCGACCUUGCGACAGGCAAGAAGGUCGAAUCAGAAGUGUUGUCCAAAAAUGAUACGGCUUCCAGCCAGUUGGAUGCAUCAGCUUCACACGACCUGAGGCCACACAAGGUACCAUGGUAUGCCUAUAUCUGGGAUUACGAACCGGAUCGAACCCACGAAGAGCGUGUCUUCGUGUCCAAACUCGAUGUCUACCUGAUCACCACGCUAUCUCUGGGCUAUUUCAUCAAAAAUCUGGACCAGACCAACAUCAGCAAUGCCUUCGUGAGUGGAAUGAAGGAAGAUCUGGCAAUGAAUGGAAACCAGAUCAAUUUGAUUGACACAGCUUGGACCAUUGGCUAUGUCAUUGGUCAGAUCCCUAGUCAGAUCAUUCUCACGAAAGUCCGUCCAUCCAUCUGGGUACCCAGCUGUGAAUUGGUGUGGACAAUGUUGACUUUCACGCUUGCGGCAGCUAAGACCAGCAAUCAUGUCAUCAUCAUCCGCUUCUUCGUCGGACUUGCGGAGUCAAUCUUCUACCCAGCUGCGCACACUGUCCUUGGAGCUUGGUACAAGCCCAGCGAACUCGGUAAGAGAGCUUGCGUCUUCCAUGCAUCAUCCGCUGUAGCUGCGAUGUUUUCUGGUUAUUUACAAGCCGCUGUCUACAAGGGUCUUAACGGUGUUCACGGCUUUGCAGGGUGGCAAUGGCUCUUCAUCAUGGACGGGAUUAUUAGCGCACCGAUCUGUCUAGCUGGAUUCUUCUUGUUGCCUGACCUUCCAGAGAACACCCGCGCGUUCUAUUUGACCGAAAAUGAUCGCGCUCUAGCAAAGAAACGAAUGGAAAGUGUUGGUCGUGCUCCUCGGAAGAAGCUCACGUUGGCCACCUUCCGGAGAAUCUUUAGCCGCUGGCAUGUCUACCUCUUGACAAUCCUCUACGUUGUCUUCAUCAACAUCAGUCCCUCUGGAAGCGUCAAUCCAUUCUCACUUUGGUUGAAGUCCAAGGGACUCUCCGUAUCAAAGAUCAACAUCAUACCUACAGCGAGCUCCGCCAUUCAGCUAGUCUUGACUAUUUCAUUAGCCAUCAUCUCGGACGCUAUUCGACACCGUGCUCGUAUCAUGUCAAUUAGUACAUUGCUCGGUGGAUUUGCCGCACUCUGCCUGGCAAUUUGGAAUAUUCCGUCUGGCCUGAAGUGGUUCUCAUUCUUUCUGCAGCGUGCGUCAGUGCCAUACGGCCCACUGAGCAUGUCCUGGGCCAACGAGAUUUGCGGUGCAGAUGCUGAAGAGCGGACCAUCGUCAUUGGCGUCAUGAACUCUAUUGGAUACGCCUUCAAUGCGUUUGUGCCACUUCUCACGUACCCUCAGACCGAUGCGCCGAAGUUUAGAAAAGGAUUCAUCUAUUCGACAUGCGCAUUUGCAUUCCAAGGUUUGGUCACCGCCGCUGUCGCAUAUAUGUACAAAAGAGACAGGAAUAAGAAGGCCAAAUCUGACGUUGGAGAUGAAGAAAGAGUCAACGAUGCUGUCUUGAUCGGUGCGACACGAACAACAGAUAUAUGAUGGCCUCCGGGCUGCCGCGGGCACGUGGGGGCGGCUCCACAUCAACCGGGACGCCGAACGGUGGCCUGCAGCUUCAUCUCCACAGCGGAAUUGUGGCAGUGCAAGGCCUUUGAGCUAUCAGCCAAGCCCUUUGACGCAGACCGCACGAAUGAUAAGCCCCAAGGGUGCGUUGGCGAUUCGGUGGAGAGGCCAAGGGCAGUGCAACGGCAGCGGAGGAGAUUCGGCCAGACUCGGUCGAGAAAAACAGCCACGCAUCCGAGUUUUCCGCCCGAUCUUUCCGCUCCACCAGUCACUGCGCCACGUUCCGCGAUGGUCAUGCGCCACCUGUGCUGCAAAGCUUAAUAGAAUAAGCUCGUGCCGGUCAUCCGUUCAGCUUUAUUCAAGUGACGCGUACGUAGUAUACAGAUUCCCGUUUGAUCCGUGAAUCGUAUAAAGGUGGAG